AAUCGAAGGUUGCGUAGCCUCCAUACAACCAGUCGUCUAUCAGCCUAAUUGUGAUGGCAGAGAGCUCGUCUUGGAGUUUUGAUGAAGCUGAUUUGUCUGCGUGUUUCGAUGACACGAUGAACGGCAUCGGCGUAGGCGUCCGAUCAAUGUUUAAUAUGCGUGACGCUCUGUCAGCUUUACCACUCUGUAAUGAUGAAAGUAAGCUUUCUGAUGAUUCAAACCAUGAAGGUUUAUCAAAUUUCUCUAUGUUGUCUAGUAAUUCGGCGCAGACUGUUGACAAUACUUUUAUUUCAAUGGCUGAUACAAACUCUCAUUUGUUUGAUAACAUUUUGAAAGCUCCAACAUCAUCGGCUACACGAUUAGGUGAAGCGUCUUUAACUUACUUAAAUCAAGGACAAACGUAUGAGCUUAAAUUGAACUCGAAAACACCAGAUAUAAAAUUUAUCAAGACAUGGAUUCGAGUUACUUUCUAUGAUAAACGGAUGGAAUUAAAUGAACACGAGCUUUGGGAUAACUGGCAUCAAACACACCCUGGUGAAAACCUCCUAGACGUAGAUUAUAAAAGAUCGAAUGAUUAUGAAGAAUUAGAUAAUGAAAAUACUCCAUCAGAUGAUAUAUUAUGUAUAUGGAAAUAUCCGAAAUGUACUAUUGGUUUACGAUUUAAUUGUGUCAGUACUGAAUUCACUGCUAAGAAACAUGGUGGUGAAAAAGGAAUUCCUUUUCGAUUUCGGGUAGAACAUUUUGAAUAUGAUACUAAUCAACAUUUGGGAUCAUUCGCUUGUCAAAUUAAAGUAUUCAAAAUGAAGGGAGCUGAUCGUAAGCAUAAAACAGAUCGAGAAAGAAUAGAGCGUAAAUCUGGUGAUGGUCAGGCUAUUUAUAAACCAUCAGUUCCUGUGACUAAAUUAUCAUAUUUACCUAGCAAGCAAGUUAAGCUAUUUCAUAAUCACCAUCAUAACCAUGGUCAUUAUCAAUCGAUAACAGACAAGCAGUCGGCGAUCGACGAUACUUUUACAGAGCAACCGAUAAAAGUGACAAAUACACAAAUUCUUACCACUUCCGCUACAAUAGCCACGUCUGUUUGCAAUAAUUCAUGCCAACAAUUUAAAGUAGACAUGAGUAGUUUGGAUUUACAGAAUUUGGCACGAGUGGAGAAAGCGGUGAUGAAGGAUAAUUUUACACCAGAGGAUUUAAAUGAUACAAGUAACAAUUUUGCAAUACCUAACCCAAUCGAAUCAUCUAGUGCUUCCAAUCGGUCAUUUUCGGAAUUUGUUAUACCUACUUACCCAAUUCAUCGUUCGGCAUAUUCAGCGUUAAGAAAUGUAUCUCCGGGUAUAUCACCUUCUCCAUCUUCUAAUAGGCGUUUUAAUUAUACUAUACAGCCAUGUCUUCAACGACGUAGACGUCUUCGAGCAGGAGACUGUUGUGCAGGGACUUGUUCAUCAUGUGGACGCAGUUGUCGAAGUGCUUCACGAUGGAUACGAAGUAAUAAAAAUAGAAUGAUGUGCACAAACUGGGACAAUUCAACAAAUCGUGCCAAACAAGCCUCAGUGAUUUCAGAGAGAAGGAGAGCUGCACAUAGUUAUGAAAACGGUUCCCAUUUGACUGAAUUCCCAAAGUCCAAAUCGAUUCAAAUGAAUAUUCCUUCGCAUCAGUCAAAUUCCAUAAAUAAUAACCAUCAUUCAGGAGUAUAUGAAUUGAGUACAUCAGGCGAAUCGUCUAGUCUAGGGAAUAAUGAUAAAUUAAAUAAAUAUACUAUAUUAGAUAAAUAUGAUGAUCAGAAAUCCAAACCAUCAUCUAUCAUCCUACCUGAUUAUCCUCUUAAUUCAGUAGUAAUAGCACAAUCGGAUGAGGAUCCUUUAUUAAGCAUGUCCAGUGCAACUCCAGCAAGUCGUGAUAUGGGUUAUUGUAGUGAUCUGUUAGUAUCGUCACCUUCCAGACCUACUGUCGAAGACAGAGUCAUAGAACAAAUUGAAUAUUGUACAGAGAACAAUAGUAAUAAUAAUAAUGUUCACCAUAAUAAUGAUGACGAUUAUGCAGAUUUGUUGAAAUUUGAAGAUUUAUGUAUGGAUAAAUUAAACUCUGUAGUUCAUCAAGCUACAUCAUGUGAUUCAAUAGUUUCUUUGUCGAAUAAACCGGAAAUUGAAAUUCCUUCUUUAUCAUCAUCAUCAUUGUCGUCAACAUCAUCAUCAACAUCUGUCUGUCCAUCAUCUAUAAAUACUUCUGUUGCUACUGUUAAACCCACUACUAUUACUACCUCAAAUAUAUCAUCUGUAGUACAUUGUGAAAUGACAGCAUCACAGGUUGCAGAUUGGCUUUGUCAAUCAAAUUUUGAAAAUCUUCUUGAAACGUUUAAGAAUUUCACAGGUAAUAUUAUUGAACAUUAUUUUUUAAAUCUUUAAAUGCUUGUAUUGUUGUCGUUAAUGUUAGGUGUUUUUUUUUAAUGUUUCGACAACGAAUGUAUUUACGUUGCAGUUGUUGUGUUGCAACUACACCACUGGAACUAAAUUUCAAAUUGAUUAAAGUUAAGAGUAUCUGAUUAAUGUAUGUUAGUAGAUGUAUACUACGUGGUUGGGACCUGUAUGAUAACUGGGGUUAAUUUUUGGAGAGUUUGGGUGGUAUGCCUCAAAAUUAUUCACGACGAUGCAAAUACAUUCGUCUUUUAUUUUCCUAUCGAUCUUGAACCCUCGUUUUUCUACUUACACUUACCGUCCUACUCCAUCGUUUUAAAAAAUAUUCUCACUGUUCAGUCUUUCUCAAAAUCAUUUUUACCACAUUAUUUCGAUCUUUUUUGAUAUUCUUGUUAAAUUCAACUCGCGUGGUAUGAAAACUCAGACCAACACACAUUGGUUCCGGGCUGUACGUUGAUGACUGACUCACUAGCUAAGUGUUAUCACUUUAAAUUGAAACAGUUUUGUUAUGCAUCUUUAUUAUAAAGAGCCUAGGUGGCAUGCAUGACAGUCAGCAUCUUAGAAUAAAUCUGCUACCAGUUGUGUCUUAAAUAUUGGCUACCAUCAUACCGUUCAGAUCUUCCGAUAUUCAUAAAAAGAUUAAAUCUUCUCGAUUCGCUCAAUUUUCAUGCAACAAUGAAUCCAUUAUUCCCAUGUUCACCCUUUGCCAAAUGACUGAAUAGGUUUACAAGUUUUUCAGACCAACAAUCGGGGACAGUUCUCUGAGAUUGCCUGUUGAAAAAAGUUUUGGCGUCGUGCUGUUCUUGUAAAGAUUUUGUGGAAUACAGUUACGUCUCUUUAUUAUUGCAAACCAGUGAUGGGAUUAGACAAUGUUAUUCAUUAAGGGAAUUCUUUUAAUUUAUGUUCUAUGAUAUUCUGAAAACAGAUCUAAAUGAAUGUGCUACUUGAAGAUGAUAUUUUCAACCUUCAAUAUCACUGAUCAAGUAUUUCAUAGGUUUAUAGACAUAUUUCCUUCCUAAAUGAUAAUACAUUUAUUUAUGAUUAGUAAACUGACUACGUGUUACAGAUAAAGAAUAUAAAGCGAUAACUUUAACGACAACUGUUAUACCACGCGCUUCUACUCCCCAACUGCUUCAAAAUACAAAUCAUAUUAAGAGGAUAUAUUAGAUGAGGUCAAAGAAGACUAGAUUUACAUCCACGCUAAUUCAGUUAUCAGCUAAAUGAUUAUUAGUUUUAGAGUUUUAUUAACUGAGUUAUUGUCACUCAAUGCAAAAUUAUGGUGGAAUAAUCAAUGCACUUAAAAACGCAUUGAAGAGCAAGUAACUGAAUACAACGAAGUUACAUCGGAAGUUAACCAAAAUAAAUCGCGACAAUGGGUUGAAUUUGACUUGGCAAACAUCCCCCUUAAAUUGGUUUGAGGAUAUGAUAUUCCCAAUAUUACGUCACUAAUGUUGUAGUGGACGACAACUCAGUUGGAGAAAAGUAAUUUAUUGUUAAAUGAGAAAUUACAAUGUCUUCGUAAAAUAUGAAGAUCAUGUACUUCAUUUGUACAUCUUCUAUCAGCUGUCUCUUAUGUCUGUCAACAUAAGUAGUAGACAUCACAAUGUGAGCAAAUUAAUUACAUCGAAGGCUUGUAAUCGAUAAAUGAUAAUCUGGAAUUAAUAAUGAAUUCAUUUGUUUCAUACACAUAGUUCAUUUUGAAAAUAGCGAGAACAAACAUUCUAACAGAAUAGCAUGAAUUCAUUUUUAUUUCGUUGGUUCUCGUCAGUUGCUUACAACCUGUGAUAUUUAAAAUCAUAAUUACAUAAUGGGUUUAAAUGACUUACAUGAAAGAGUUUGAUUGGAAGUUAUAUUGAAGGCAUAUUCGUAUAGUAUAGCAAGGAUGUAAAUAAAUUGAAUAGACUGAAUAUUGUAAAUCUAUACCUUAUGUAAAAGAACAUUGUGACAACAGUUCAAACGGCUAGAAACAAGUAAACAUUGAUAGGAAUAAAAUGAGUAGAAUUCAGUUGAUAAAAUAAGAUUAAUAAUUUGGAAGAUAGUUGAAAUAAAACUCAAUGAAGUAAUAAAUGUGAGAAAGAGUUUAAAGAAAAAGAAAACAACAUAUUGAGGUACAACGAAGGGAUAUUAGUCACCAAGGCAAGGAAAGUUUAAUAACCAUCUCCUUUUGAACACAUAAAUCAGGUUUUUGGUGUCUGAUAGCAACUGCUUUAGCAAACUUCAGAAGACUGGAGUUUGGCUGCUUACUAAUCACCUUGAAUGAUUGCAGGGUAUCGACCUGAUGUCUGGUAUCAAGAUGUUUGGUGAUUGCACUAUUUCGAGUCUUUCUUUCUCUUGUUCUGAGGCUUUUUGGAACAUGUUCAAAAAAUCUGAGAUAUGCCCUCCUUUCUGUUCGGCCAAUGUAGCUGCUUUGGCAGGUACACGUAAACUUAUAAAUACAAUUGGCGGUAACAUGAAAAGGAUGCUUACCAACCUUUGAUUGAGUUAUUGAACAUGCUGUUUUAUACAGAAUUAGAAGUUUGGCAGCCGGAUAAGUUCUGGCUAGCUCAGUAUUCAGUCUCCUGUUGAUUGUGUUUGCAACAUCACCUUUGAAGUUGAGAUUUAUAGUAAUUGGUUUUUUAUUGACCGUAAUUACUUCAGUAUUGUUUUCUAUACGCUUUUUAUAUUUGUUAAUAAACUUUUGUGCGUAAAAGUUGUCUCGUAGGCAUUUUUCCAUGUUCAUCAAUUCUUCUUCCAGUUUGUCAAUGGUACAUAUCUUUUCUG
Messenger RNA from Schistosoma bovis, 5168 nucleotides. NCBI's taxonomy places the organism in Eukaryota, Metazoa, Platyhelminthes, Trematoda, Strigeidida, Schistosomatidae. The record is from the annotation of a GenBank genome assembly.